Nerophis lumbriciformis (worm pipefish) is the source of this 447-nucleotide messenger RNA. The record is from RefSeq and is a predicted model, not a curated record. Lineage: Eukaryota; Metazoa; Chordata; Actinopteri; Syngnathiformes; Syngnathidae.
AUGGCCGCAACCACGGGAAGCCUGCCAAGCGGACUGGCGAUAUGCGUGACGUUACCGGAUUUGUUGUAUCUGCCCGAACUGGUGACGGGCGGACUGGUAUGGAUCCUGGUGGCGUCCACCCACGUGGAGCCCCCAAACCCUCUGGCCUGGGUGAUGUUCGUCUCCGUCUUCUGCUUCGUCAUGACCCUCCUCUGGGUGAUCCUCUUCAUCGCCGGAUGUCACAGGAACGCCUCCGCGUGGGCCGCGGCUGAUUUUGCCUAUCACGCGAUAGCCGCUUUGUUCUACCUCAGCGCUGGAGUCGACUUAGCCUUCAUCACCUUUCUGAUGCAACCAGGAGACUUCAGACUCUACCAGAUUGACAUCGCGGCUGUGGUAUUUGCCUUCACAGCCACGCUGCUCUACUUUAUUCACGCCGUCCUGUCGUCCCUGCGGUGGAAACACUUCUGA